AUGUUUCUCACUAUCCUUGUUGCUUUGAUCAUCUACAGGGUUGUUGCUCAGAAUCUCAACUUCUUGAUCAUUAUUCUGACUGAUAGAGUUCUUGGCAAGUAUCUGUUGGCGUUUCUCAUUGUUUGGCACUUUGUUGGUGGCCAUUUUGGAGAACACUUUGUAACUCUUGUUGAUUUUAGUGAAGCUUUGACCUUGUGGUUUUUACUCUUCACACCGAAGAGGUUUUCCACGUUGAAUUUGAUGUCUCAUCAUCAUAGCAGGGCGGCACACUUGAUAAUGGAACUUCAUUACGGUCAUGAUCGUGAAAAAGUUCUUGUGCAACUCAACGAAUUCAUCAGACAACCGAGAAGUGAAUCAAUGCGCAUCAAUCUUGGAUAUCACCUGUCGAACUCCUUCGAUACUGUACUCAAUAUACUUGUAGAGGAAGUAAUAGCAGAGAAGCCCAAGUUUUUAGACUCAACAUUAACCCCGAGGGAAUCUUCAAAAGUUUGUAAUGCUCUAUCGGUAUUUCAGGUGCAAGAAAGUGGCUCGUCCAAGGUAGCGUCGUUGUUUCCUGAUUUGCUUCGUGGAUUGAGAUACGGAACAAAAAAAAUACAUAAAAUUCUUUACCCAUUCCUCAAAGAAACUACAAAUGUGAUGACGCCUCGGCAACCUGUGAGGCUUAGCAUCUUGAUUCUUAUUGAUGCCCUAACAAAGUUUGAUGAGUUACAUGGGCAUGAAAUUCUUCUUUUAUUUCUACAAACACAAAUAUUUUCUUCCUGCUUGCACUGCAUUCAUCAUGGUGAUAUGCCGAUAAAGAAGGUUGCAACACUCAUACUUAUGAAAAUCUUGAUGCAAGAGGAAGGGCUAAGAUGUUGUUACUCUCGCCCUGAUUGUCUUCGGUCAGUGAUGGAAGUCUUGGGUCAACUGGUAGAAACAUUUUCUUAUCAAAUCCCUUGUUCGCAGCACCUAAAAUAUGUUAUUCGAUGCUUCCUAAGUCUUUCGCGAGUAGGAUGGAUACCCAGGGUAUAUGAAACAGUGAGAAACGGGGUUCCUCAACAACUAAUUGACAACACUUUUCGCGUUAUUAUUCAUGUAGAUCCACAGAUUCAAAAUAUGCUGUAUCAGUUAUUAUUGAAUCUUAAUCUUAAUCCCCAACAAUUGCUCGGAUGA
This is a messenger RNA of Solanum verrucosum, 1152 nucleotides long. RefSeq lists its product as uncharacterized. Bases 1 to 1152 code for a protein of 383 amino acids. Gene Ontology annotation, biological process: mRNA catabolic process; negative regulation of translation. Gene Ontology annotation, cellular component: CCR4-NOT complex; P-body; CCR4-NOT core complex. The transcript is spliced from 10 exons. Lineage: Eukaryota; Viridiplantae; Streptophyta; Magnoliopsida; Solanales; Solanaceae. The record is from RefSeq and is a predicted model, not a curated record.